UUCCCAAACAGCACCGAGAGGAGCCAUCAGAGAAGUAUGAAGAGGGGCCGUGCGGCUGGAGCUGCCGCCACCGCCGCCGCCGCCGGGCUGCCUGGGUGCGGAGAGCCGCUGCUGCAGCACGCGCGCAGGGAGGGGGCCGGCCCCGAGACGCCGCGCCAGCCCAGCCCGCAGCCCCGGCGCCGCUGAGCGCCGCCAGCAGCCCAGCUCCGGACGCGGGCCUCUUAGCAGUGUGGACACUGAUUAACUCCAGCUGGAAUCUGGUUUGCCCAGCCUGUCUUUGAAAUUGAUCAAUGAGUUCCUUCUCAAGGAAUGCUCCCCCCUAACUGUGGAGGAGGAGGAGGUGGUGACUGUGGUGGUCUUCUCCAACAUGGGCAUCCUGGUUCUCACUGCCUAAGACAAGGUAUUACAAGUGGAUAAAUAAUGUGCACUGCUCUGAGCCCAAAGGUACGCAGUGGACCUGGCCUUUCUGAUAUGCAUCAGUAUAGCCAGUGGCUGGCCAGCAGACAUGAAGCUAAUUUGCUGCCGAUGAAAGAAGAUCUGGCCUUGUGGUUAACCAACCUGUUAGGGAAGGAGAUUACGGCAGAGACUUUUAUGGAGAAGUUGGAUAAUGGUGCCUUGCUCUGUCAACUUGCAGAAACUGUGCAGGAGAAAUUUAAAGAGAGCAUGGAUGCUGCCAGGCCCACCAAGAAUCUACCCUUGAAGAAGAUUCCAUGCAAAGCCAGUGCACCUUCAGGCUCCUUUUUUGCCAGAGACAAUACAGCAAAUUUCUUAUCCUGGUGCCGAGAUUUAGGAGUAGAUGAAACAUGUCUAUUUGAAUCGGAAGGUUUGGUCCUCCACAAGCAACCCAGAGAAGUGUGUCUCUGUUUGCUAGAGCUUGGCCGGAUUGCAGCCAGGUAUGGUGUGGAACCUCCUGGUUUGAUAAAAUUGGAAAAAGAGAUAGAACAAGAAGAAACACUCUCUGCCCCUUCUCCUUCACCUUCUCCUUCUUCAAAGUCUUCUGGAAAGAAGAGUACAGGAAACUUAUUGGAUGAUGCAGUGAAGCGGAUUUCUGAAGAUCCUCCUUGCAAAUGCCCAAGCAAGUUCUGCGUGGAGAGGCUCUCUCAAGGAAGAUACCGUGUGGGAGAGAAGAUCCUUUUUAUUAGGAUGCUGCACAACAAGCAUGUUAUGGUCCGCGUGGGAGGAGGAUGGGAAACUUUUGCAGGGUAUUUGUUGAAACAUGACCCCUGCCGGAUGCUGCAGAUAUCCCGUGUGGAUGGCAAGACAUCCCCCGUCCAAAGCAAAUCUCCAACCCUUAAGGACAUGAAUCCAGACAAUUACCUGGUGGUCUCUGCCAACUAUAAGGCUAAGAAGGAAAUUAAGUGAAACUAGGUAGUCACUACGAGGGGACUCUCCUAAUGGCCUGUAUCUACAUCUCCAGUAGUCAGUUUAGUUCACAUGCUCUACAAAUUACUUUGGAAAAAGACAGACAGAAAAAUGUCAUCAUGCUGAAACAUGCUCAAAGAGUAGCACUAUUUAUUUUGAAUGCUUCUGUAGAAAAAGACUUCUAAAAAGAAAAGUUCAACUUAGAUUGAAAUUAGACAAAUUGUAGGCAAAUUAUUAUUUCUCAAUAUAUGAACACAGUAUUUAGAACACAAUUGUAGCAGUACAAUUCUAGCUAAAGAUAAAAAUUAUUAGAAGAAAAUAGGAUUUACAGUAAAAUCAACAAAAAGUGCCUGCCCGAAGUCUACAGAAUAAAAGCACUCCAGACAUUUUUUUUAAAUUUACAAUUGCAGGAUUUUAAAGCUGAUUUUUAAAAAGUGACAAUUA
Molecule: messenger RNA, 1806 nt
Organism: Cervus elaphus (red deer)
Lineage: Eukaryota; Metazoa; Chordata; Mammalia; Artiodactyla; Cervidae
Gene: GAS2
Product: growth arrest specific 2
Exons: 9
Coding region: 421-1362 (313 amino acids)
Biological process (GO): actin crosslink formation
Cellular component (GO): actin filament
Molecular function (GO): actin filament binding; microtubule binding; cytoskeletal adaptor activity
Source: RefSeq, a predicted model, not a curated record